Protopolystoma xenopodis is the source of this 429-nucleotide messenger RNA. NCBI's taxonomy places the organism in Eukaryota, Metazoa, Platyhelminthes, Monogenea, Polystomatidea, Polystomatidae. The record is from the annotation of a GenBank genome assembly.
GGUCUGCUGGCCGAACCGAUUGAAUCGGAGGGUGGUGAUGAACCGCCCGAUGUGAGCCUCGGAAUGCUGAGUGAGCAGUCGUCUGUUGCCAUGGUGACGCCAAGGGAUGCUGAUCUGGUGGUCGGUAUGCUUACUGAUCUGCCCGGUCUGCUGCCCACCUCGAACGGUCAGUCGGUACUUCCUCAGGGCACAGUGACGGAGGGGGUUCCAGGUGGUCCUGGAGUGCUGACGGUGUCAGGAGGUCCAGGGGUCGGGAUCGGCGUUCCUGGAGUCAAUCAGCACUCACAUCAGGGCAGCAUGGACAGUGGUGUAGGGCAGUCAGUCAAGGGACAGUCGAUCCCAAGUGCCAAUCAGACACCGGAGCACGUUGCGAUGCAAUGCUUCGACUCAAGCCAGGAUUCCGAUGAUCAAUCGGCCUGCAAACCGUAA